UUACAUUUCCGAGUGCAGUAUUUCUCCGAUCUGCGCUGUUACGUUUACUUACUGCCUGCCUUCUCAUUUAAUAAUAUCUCUUUCUAUCUUGACAUAUUUAGCCAUCGCCAUAAACCUCUAGAAACUGCCAUCCAUCUUCAUCACCGACCUCACACUCUGGCUAUAAAGCUGUCCGUGCUGCGGUUAAAGAUAAACUUACUACACAUUCAUAUUCAUCACCCUGUUUUAUUUAAAAGCUACUCUAAUUUCCUAGUGUAUCUGCCGAAAACAUUUUCUCUUUGCAAUUGAACUGGAUUGGAAUUUAUUCAUUGUGUUUGAAUUGGAUUUUAUUUGAUUCAUUGUGUUCGAAUCUUCGACCUCUGACUGAUUCCAGUGCUGCCUUGGUUUCACUCUGUCGUCGGAGAUGAAACCAAAAUUGGCGAAGCCGAUGACACCGUUUUUGCUGAAGGAUUAUCUGGGGGAUGAAAUGAGCUCCUGCUCCUCAAAUGGCUUCAGGUCGUAUCCUCGCCGUGAAUGCUCCACGACGGUUAGGUUUCUGCUCGAGGCAGACCUCAGAGAUGCGCCGGCUCGGGAUCCGGUUUCAGAGGCGCCGCCCGCCAGAGGACGCGCUGCGGCGAAUAAGGCGCCGAAGGCUAGAGUGUUUUCAGCUUUGCAGAGAGCUUCGAAGAAGGUGAUUAAGGCGGUUAGAAUCCUCCAAAUCGCCUCUUCUCCGGCGGCUGUUAAGUCUGAGAAACAGAGCGAGCCGAAGAAGGAGAUACCGACGGCGAAUUUUCCGCGGAAGCUUCUGAAACGAAACUUGAACAUCAAAUUAACUGAUCGCAGCGAAAUGGAACGGUGGAAAGUUUACGACCAAUUGAUGGAAAAUAUGUGCAAACCGUCCGAUUCUAACAGCUCGACGAGCAACAGCUGGUGCGAUAGUGAUUUCAUGGCUUCCGGCAGUUUGCUGCAAUCUUCGAGCUGCGAUUCUGAGGUGAGCUCGAGAGUGGCGCACAACGACGUCGUUGCUGCGAAAACAUCGCUGGCGGAGAAAGCAGUUAGCAAUGAGAGUGUCGGCGUAACUAACGCAUAUCCUCCAACCAAACAGCUCUGGUCAAUAACAACUUGUAACGUGGAAAAGGAACAGUCAAGUCCGAUCUCUACACUGGAUUGUCCAUUUGAAGACGAUGACGAUGUCUCUUUCCAAGAUAAACUUAAUAUCGGACCAGAAACCCUGAGGAAGCUGAUGAAGAAGAUCAAAAGGUUUGAGAGCCUCACUCAAAUUGAGGUGCCACUGAAAGCCGAAUCACCUCUACGCAAUUCCUUAUCAUUCACACCGUACAACUUCAGGGAUAUAGGCUGCGAAGAUCAUAGCCAAGUAGAACUAAAAGCGGCAUUAUUACUUCAACAGUUGAACCACAACAGAAGGCUAUCAUCAUGUAGCCUCAAACUUAAUGUGACUGAAAGAUUCUUACUACUCGAUUUCUUCCGGGAUGGAAUCAUUGAAGACAGAUUGCCGGUUUCGCAGCUAAUAAAGGAAGCGGGGGAUUGGAUUAAUGGGGAAUCUCAUAGAUAUUUGCAUGAAUGGGAAGUGGAAAAGAAUAGGAAGCGGUACAUUGAGGAUAUGGAGAAUGAAUGGGAGUUGAAGAGGAUAGUGGAUGAGGAGAAUGGGGGCUUAGCUAUGGAGUUGGAAAGAUAUGUCUUAAGUUCUUUGGUGAAUGAGCUAGUUGUUGAUCUAGCUUGUUUGAGCAAACAAAGGAUAAUUAAGGAUGGUUUGUCUUCUUAUCAUCGGUCAUGAUUGGAUAGUUGCAAUUCAAUUUUGUAAAACACCAAAUUUCAUCUCGCAACCAAGGGUAUGAGCAAAUGCUCCCUUAAUUUUGGUGUUAUUGUAAAAAAAAAAAUGAAAAUUAGUUUUAUUCCAUCGGGGCAGGCUGAACUCACUCAUCAUGGUUAGGUUUUGAAAAAAUCGAUUAAAAUGGCGACUACAUUUUACCUGUGUUUAUAUCUUAAAUGAUUAAAUCGGGUAAUGACAAACUUUUAGCCGAGGUUAAGACAAACAUUGUUUGUCCGAAGGAUAAGCGAGCACAAGUUCCUGAUACUAGUUUUGUUUUGUAAAGGCUACAGGCUGUGUG
Messenger RNA from Cuscuta epithymum, 2108 nucleotides. NCBI's taxonomy places the organism in Eukaryota, Viridiplantae, Streptophyta, Magnoliopsida, Solanales, Convolvulaceae. The record is from the annotation of a GenBank genome assembly.